CUAAACGCCUUUUUGGUUACACCUUGAUGGUUGCAAUGUAGGUCUAUUUGUUUGCCAUUAGUCUCCACUCAGUGUAAUUAGGUGAAAGGUUCAAUGGAUCACAAUUGUUGAUUCACCAGUAUAGUAGCUUAUGUGUCAGCACGUAUGAGUGUGUCUUUGCCGAUGCCAUAGUUUAUACCUUUAGGCCGUUAUCUCCUUCAAAUUGAUCGACACCCACCUUAUAACCAAUGAGAAAUGGUCCACCUGCGUCACCAAGGUGUCUGACACGCAAAGAAGACCUGUUAUCUUCAGCGAUCAUAAACAAGCAUGGAUCUCGGAGUUUCCUGUAAACCAGGUGUGAUAGGCGGGAAGGUUCAUGCUACACUUGAUACCCCUUCAAGAUCGUUCCCUGCUCUCUCCCCAUUGGACCCUGCUGAGGACCAUAAAAAAGUCCCAAGGUCAGAAUAUCUUGAUGAGGAACAAAAACACUGAGCACACAGAGCCUGCCGCCCAGUCUGUCCCUCCUUCGAGACCGAGCGCUGGCCCUCCCUUCAAGUACAGGGACUUGAGAUGACUCACUUUGAGAUGAAGAGUAUUCUGAAAGGCAAGACGACGAAGCUGACCUCUCGGCUGAGGCUGGAGGAGUCCACCCAGAGUCACUCCAUUGGGGCGGUACGUUGGAACCUCCCUGAGGAGAACCUCCAGGCCCACUCCUCGGCCCCUAGCAGCCACUUCAAGAGCAGCGCCCCUUCCACACGCUCGCAGCAACACCCUCGUCAGAAUGGUUUGAAGGACCUGAGGAGCUUGCAGGAGUGUGUCAACUUCAUCAACCACUGGAAAGAGCAGGUGGCCCAGGUCUGCAAGGGGGAAAGUGAUCCAGAGGAGGGCAGUAGUCGAGGGGUGCCCCCCGCCGACCACCGUACCGAGCGCAGUCUGGAGGAGAGCAGGAAACUUAUCCUCCUGUGGGCCAGUGAGCUCAAUAACGUCGACAAGCUGUCGAAGGAGUGCUGUGAGGAGGAUAAGGAAACAGGGCGUGUCAAGGGGGAACAGGACCUCAACGAGGAGCUCCAGAGAAUCAUGGAGUGGGCCAAGGAGCUGCAGAGCGCCUCAGAGAGCUGCGGGGUGCAGAGCGAGGAGCUGGGUCAGGUCCUGCGUCUCCUGGGACUGAGGAAGAAGAGGCUGGUCAACCUGCUGCCUCUGCUUGAGUUCAUUACAUGGUCACUGCUGAAGGAGGACAGCAAGGAUAUGAUUCCACAGCUAUGGUUAUCAGCUAAGCAACAUACCUGGAAAGCUGGAGCACCAAGAUACAUACCUAAGUCAGUGUGGAGUUGGAUCAGCAGUGCCUCAGCUGACGUCACCCUUGACCCCUUGACCAACCACCCAUGGCUGCAGCUCUCAGAUGACCACCUAAAGGUCCAGGAGGGUCGGACCGAGUCAGCCCUGCCCUACAGCCCCCAGCGCUUCGACAGCUGGCCUGGCGUGCUGGGCUGGGAGGGAUACUGCAGCGGGCGCCACUACUGGGAAGUCGACAUUGCCAACAAUGGCUACUGGCGCAUCGGUCUGACCACCGGCGACUCCAAACGCCACGGCCGCUUUCCCAUGAACCCCCGGUCCGGGUACUGGUCGCUGUGGCGAAGCACGCGGCAGUUUUAUGCCUGCACCAACCCUGAGACGCUGCUGCCAAUCAGUCUAGUGCCACGCCGGAUGGGCAUCUAUCUAGAUUAUGGGGAAGGGCAAAUCUCCUUUUUCAACGCAGAGAAUAAGACGCACAUCUACACAUUCACGGGCACCUUCAGAGAGAAGCUGUACCCGCUGUUCGCGCCGCUGGACGGACGCACGCUCAUCACCAUUGUCUCACCACACGAAAUCUCAAAGUUUUAAAAUCACCAAAAAAUACUUUGUCCCAUGCUCAUUUCCAUGCCGGUCUCUGAUGGACCCUCUACCUUCAGGAGAAGAGCAAAUUAGGUAGAAUCAAAUAAAGAGGGGUUCAAGUUAGAUUUUUUUCAUUAAAAACAACAGUGCAUUGGCAUUAUUUGUGUCCUUCUAUGCCUAAGCUCUAAAUGCAAUGCAAUCUGACACUUUUUCAAAUUAAAACAACCAAGCAAAGAAUGAAAAAAAAACUACUGUUUUUACACAUAUCUUUAUGUAUUACUGUAUAUAUUAUCUAUUAUACUAUGUAUCUAUACAUAUCUAUUUAUGUGUUAAUCUGUUUAUCUAUGCACCGUACUCUGCACUUUCCCAAUAUGUAUAUGAACAUGUGUUGAUAUUUGAAAAUACACUUUGUAUGGAACAAAUUUCUCCCCCCAUUAAAUAUUGUUACAGUACAAGAAUUUCAGAGUUCAAAUCACACAUUUGUGAGGAUGGAAUCAGCACAUCAAAACCUUAAAAAUUGAUUUCUUGAAAAAACUUGUUUCAAAACCCUCUCCUUUCGUGCAUUAAAAUUUACUAAAAGAAAAAGAGACUAAAAUCUCUGUGUAUAUAUUUCCGCAUAGUUUAGCAUGUCACAAACCUUUAUUUCUAAUAUCACUAAUAUCACCUAAAAUGUAAUGAGAUGCA
Osmerus eperlanus (European smelt) is the source of this 2535-nucleotide messenger RNA. RefSeq names its product E3 ubiquitin-protein ligase TRIM39. Bases 550 to 1860 code for a protein of 436 amino acids. Gene Ontology annotation, molecular function: protein binding; ubiquitin protein ligase activity. Lineage: Eukaryota; Metazoa; Chordata; Actinopteri; Osmeriformes; Osmeridae. The record is from RefSeq and is a predicted model, not a curated record. The transcript has 10 exons. Gene Ontology annotation, cellular component: cytoplasm. Gene Ontology annotation, biological process: protein ubiquitination.